CCUGGGAGGAAUGAGGACACGGUCUGAAUGUGGGGAGAGCGCAGCAGGAACACAGGAUCCCACAUCCCACAGAGAGAUCCAUGCACAGGACGCAGUGCCUCCCCGGGGUAGACUCCACCAGAGACUGGACCUGGCUACACAACAGAGACUCCCCAUGGGCCAGCACCCCUACCGCUGCAUCAGUUGCGGCAAGAGAUUCAGCAACCCCUCCGCACUGACCCAGCACCAGCGCACGCAUACCGGGGAGAUGCUGCAUCGUUGUGCUGACUGUGGCAGGAGCUUCAGACAGUCCUCAAUCCUGAGAAUACACCGGCGUACGCACACCAGGGAGAGGCCAUACUGCUGCACUGACUGUGGCAAGGGCUUUGCACGGAGCUCAAACCUAAGAAUACAUCAGCGCACGCACACCGGGGAGCGGCCGCACCACUGUGCUGACUGCGGCAAGAGCUUUGCAGAGAGCUCAACCUUGAGACGACACCGGCGCAUGCACAGUGGGGAGCGGCCGUACUGCUGUGCUGACUGCGGCAAGAGCUUUGCACGGAACUCAAGCCUGAGAUCACACCAGCGCCUGCACACCAGGGAGCAGUCGUACCGCUGUGCUGACUGCGGCAAGGGCUUUGCACGGAACUCAAGCCUGAGAACACACCAGCGCGCACACACUGGGGAGCGGUCGUACCACUGUGCUGACUGUGGUAAGAUGUUCAGCAGUGGCAAGACGCUGACCCUUCACCAGCCCAUGGACACUGGGAAGCGGCCGCACCGCUGUGCUGACUGUGGCAAGGGCUUUGCGCGGAGCUCACACCUGAGAACACACCAGCGCACACACACAGGAGAGCGGCCACACCGCUGUGCUGACUGCGGCAAGGGCUUUGCACAGAUUUCACACCUGAGAGUACAUCAACGCACACACACCGGGGAGCGGCCGCAUCGCUGUGCUGACUGUGGCAAGGGCUUUGCACAGAUUGCACACCUGAGAGCACACCAGCGCGCACACACCGGGGAGCGGCUGCAGCACUGUGCUGACUGCAGCAAGGGCUUUGCAGAGAGCUCAAAGCUGAGAAGACAACAGCGCGCGCACACCGGGGAGCGGCCGUACCACUGCACUGACUGUGGCAAGAGCUUUGCAGAGAGCUCACACCUCAGAAGACACCAGCGCACGCACACUGGGGAGCGGCCGCACUGCUGUGCUGACUGCGGCAAGGGCUUUGCACAGAUUGCACACCUGAGAGCACACCAGCGCACACACACCGGGGAGCGGCCGCACUGCUGUGCUAACUGCGGAAAGGGUUUUGUACAGAUUUCACACCUGAGAGUUCAUCAACGCACACACACUGGAGAGCGGCCGCACUGCUGUGCUGACUGCGGCAAGGGUUUUGUACAGAUUUCACACCUGAGAAUACAUCAGUUCACGCACACCGGGGAGCGGCCACAUCACUGUGCUGACUGCGGCAAGGGCUUUGUACAGAUUUCACACCUGAGAAGACACCAGUGCACACACCAGGGAGUGGCUGCACUGCUGUGACGGUUCUGGGAAGAACUUCAGCAGAACCAGUUCACUGACCAAGCAGCAGUGCAUGCACGCUGGGGAGAGGCCAUUCCCAUGCACUGACUGCAGCAAGAGCUUUGGAUGGGCCUCCUUGAUAUCACAUUGGUGCAUUCACAGCUGAGAGUGGCAGUGCAGCUGUGCUGACUGGAGCAAGUACUUCGCAAGAUUGGCCAACCUCACCCGGCACCAGGUCACUCUCACCAAUGCCCUUCUGCCAAUGCCAGGGCCUGAGGGGCUUCUGGCAGCCAGUGGGCCUGGCACAGCACCAGCAGAUGGAGAUCAGGGAGUGGUCCUGUCCCCAUGAUGCCCAGCAGAGAGACUGCGUGGGGCAAGGAAGGAGACUUGGUUGAGCAGUGUGGGGAAGAGCAGACAGGUGGAGGGAAUUUAGAGCAGAUGGUCACAGCCUACUCCAUUAGGGAACCCUCCCCCCCCCCAUGUAGGUGGGAUCCAGCUAGGGCUCUCUCUCUCUCUCCAUCCCGACUCACUCACGCAUCUGGCUGGGACACACACACGAUCCCCCCGUCUAGAUGGGACUCAGCCGGGAACUUCCCCCCACGCCUUCCUUGGUUCCAGCCAGCGGGUGACUCUUAGGACUGCAAAUCCCACCUCUAGAUGUUACCCGUGUCAGCAUGGAUUGGAUUGAGGGGCGGGGCAGGAGAGCCCAGUGUGCGUGAUUGAAAGGAGACUCAGGAACUGCUCAUGCCGUCUAUUUUAAAUAGAAAUGUGAUGAAGAAGAACUACGUACCUAAUGUGUAACAAAGGUCUGUCUAAGCAGGUGUUUCUUUGCUGUUAAAGAAGCUGAUGCAUUCACACGGCAUGUGGAGAAGCCAGUGUAAAGUGUCAAUCUUUAAGGUGAACCAAUUAAAGUGUUCUAAGGCCUAACUGCCCAUGAGGCUGGAUGAACGGUGUGACUGUCAGGUACACAGAUAGAGUUUCCCAUUACUCCUGGGGGAAUUCUGCACUUAAAAAUACUGUGAACAAUAUUUUAAAAUUCUGCAUAAUUUAUUUGUCAAAAUAACACAAUAAAAUCACUAGUUUCAA
This is a messenger RNA of Emys orbicularis (European pond turtle), 2587 nucleotides long. Its product is annotated as zinc finger protein 658B-like. Bases 11 to 1522 code for a protein of 503 amino acids. The record is from RefSeq and is a predicted model, not a curated record. Gene Ontology annotation, molecular function: DNA-binding transcription factor activity; RNA polymerase II cis-regulatory region sequence-specific DNA binding. The transcript has a single exon. Lineage: Eukaryota; Metazoa; Chordata; Testudines; Emydidae. Gene Ontology annotation, biological process: regulation of transcription by RNA polymerase II.